Messenger RNA from Aspergillus ibericus CBS 121593, 198 nucleotides. RefSeq lists its product as uncharacterized. The transcript has 2 exons. Bases 1 to 198 code for a protein of 65 amino acids. The record is from RefSeq and is a predicted model, not a curated record. Lineage: Eukaryota; Fungi; Ascomycota; Eurotiomycetes; Eurotiales; Aspergillaceae.
AUGGGUGCUGUUGUUUCUUGUAUUGCAAGCAUCUUCCACGCCAUCGGCGCUUGUCUCAUGGGCAUCGUCAACACCAUCGGAGCCGUCUGCAAAGCAAUCAUCGAUGGCAUCGUGACUCUCUUCGAUGUGAUCAUCUCGUGCCUGACCUGCGGAUCGUGUGGAGGACGGAGAAGGAGAACGCGGAGGUCAAGGGUCUGA